AUGCGCUUGACCUCGCUUCUGAUUACCGCGCUGCUCUCGCGACAGAGCAUUGCAUUCGCUCACAAGACGACCGGACCUUAUGACGACCUCGGCUCGUUUCAGAAUCCAGCAUCUCGCGCACGUCCUCGUUUCCGCUACUGGCUGCCGGAUGCCAGCGUUGACCCCGGACUCGUCCAACAGAAUAUCAAAGAUGCUGGCGCUCUAGGUGCUGGUGGUGUUGAGUUCCUCCCAUUCUACGCUUAUGGCUCCGAGGUAUCAGGAGCGGAUUGGGUGAUUUACGGCUUCGGCACCCCAGCGUACCUCAAAAUGUUCAAAGCUGCUCUCGAGGCUCACAAAGAGGCCGGCCUUGCCAUGGACUUUCCCCUUGGUCCUAACCAGGGCCAGGGAGUGCCUGCACGGUAUGAUGAUGAGGGGCUUCAGUGGGAUCUGGCCCCCUACGCAGUUGCUAUCCCUCCGAACGGAUCUUAUGAUGGCAGGCUUCCAGGCUGGGAUACAGGCGAUUUGGUGGCACUUGUUACGGCUCAGGUCCUUUCUGCUCGGAACAUCGCAGGCCAGACCGUUACGACUUUCUACACUGUGGCAGUGGAGGAUCAUAUGCAAUACGUGCUCAAGAAUGCAACACUACAGGACUGGACAGACAAUGUAUCAUCGGAAGGCACCGUUCGUCUGAAGCUCCCUUCGUCUCACGGCGAAACUUAUCUGCUUUUUGCAUUCUACCAGUACCUGACACACACCCAAAAUCUCCCAGUCAGCUCAAACAUGACCGGGACAAUCUUUGACAAUGGAUCCUACAUUGUCGAUCACUUCAGUGCGAAGGGAGCACAGGUAGUCACCAAAUUCUGGGAUGACUAUUUGCUCGAGGACGCUGAGGUCAAGGAGCUUCUGUCCGAGGUUGGUAACUAUGGCUGGGAGGACAGUAUCGAGGCGACUUCGAACAUAUCGUGGACGCCAUCACUGCCGAAAGUCUUUUAUGACAAGUAUGGCUAUGACCUGAAGCGUUUUCUACCACUGUUCAUGUUUGGCAACAACAACAUUGGCAUUCAGAAUGCUGCACCAGGCUCAGUAGAGUGCCUGCUAGACACUCCAGACCAAGGAAAGGGAUAUGUGAAUGACUUCCGUGGCGCUCUGAUGGAGGGAUACCGGGCCUACGUGGAGCAUUACACAAACUGGACCAACGCAAUGAACCUACAAUAUUCAUCUCAGGUUGCCUACAACCUACCUGUUGAUGUGUUGGCUAGUGUCCCAUAUGUCAAUGCACCGGAGUGCGAGAGCUUGCAGCACCAGAACAAUGUUGACAGUUAUCGACAAUUCUCUGGUCCUGCGAUCUUAGCAGGAAAGAAAGUCAUCUCGAACGAGUUGGGCGCUGUCCCGACAGAAGCAUAUAGCCAUACGAUUACAGAGCUUCUGUGGCAAGUCAAUCGAGCGGCUGCAGGGGGCGUCAAUCAGGUCGUGUUGCAUGGGCAAUCCUACUCUGGAAACUACUACAAUACGACAUGGCCAGGCUAUACAGCGUUCUUCUAUCUGUUUUCGGAAUCAUACUCUGAGAAGCAGCCAUACUGGAACCACGGAUUCUCGGAAGCCUUGAACCACAUUGCGAGGUUACAGUAUUCUCAGCGCAAGGGUAUCCCCAAAGUUGACUUGGUCGUCUACAGCAAGGACUCCGCAUCUGAUCCGUAUUUGGGCACUGUCUAUAACCAGGCUGAUCUGAUCGGAAAUGAAGGUUACACCUAUGCCUACUUGUCACCCGAGAACUUCGCCUUGCCUCGAGCCUAUGUCAAGAAUGGAUCACUGGCACCGGAUGGCCCCGAACUUUGCGCCAUGAUUAUCCCAGGGCCGAGUAACCUCACUCUUGAUGCGAUCGGCUAUAUCAAAGAUUAUGCCCGUGCAGGUCUUCCGGUGAUCUUAUCAGGUGGACUGCCCAACAUCUACUUCACAGAAGAUGGGACUGAGACUGCCGCUCGGGCAGGGCUGGCCUCUCUGCAGGCAACCCAGAAUGUCUAUACAGUCGCUGCUGGUCAAGUAGCUAGCAAGCUCUCAGCUUUGGGAAUCUCGCCCAGGGUCAAAGUGCAGGCAGAUAGGACCUGGUAUUCGACCUGGAGAUCCGACAGCGACGGCACAGAGUAUCUUUUCAUCCUCUCGGACCUGGUCAAGUCUGCUGGCACGGUAAGUGUCGCAACCACCAAACAGCCCUACUCACUAGAUCCCUGGACUGGCGAAGAGAGGCCGAUUUUGGCAUAUCAGCAGAAAUUUGGCCGCACAGUGAUCCCCUUCUCUUUCGCUGCAAACCAGACCGCCAUACUGGUCUUCGGGAAUACCACGACGUCUGCGACGUCGCUCCGUACCACCGAAAUUCCCGCUUCAAUCAUCGGGCAUGAGUACAGUCAAGCAGGGAGCCUUCAUCUGCACGUCUCAUCCAGCAGCCUGGCAGAGACAUCACUGCCACUCUCCAACGGCAAAACCAUCACGCAGCUCACCAACCGCACCGUCGCCCCAAGCAUCACUCUUUCUAACUGGAGUCUCACCGUCGAGCAUUGGGACCACCCUCUCAAUAUCGGCGAUGCCUCCACCAUUGCGCUCAAACACAACACCACCCACAAGCUCACUUCCCUUGUCUCUUGGCGCGACAUUCCUGCCAUCGCCAACGCCUCUGGAAUAGGCUACUACACCCACAGCCUGGCCUGGUCGCCUUCAGCAUCUGCCUCAGGCGCAUACCUCCUUCUACCGAAAGCCACCAACGGGGCGCGGGUCUACGUGAACGGACACCGCGUCCCGCCCUUCGACUACCAGGCCCCGAAGAUCCACAUCAGUCCGUACCUUCACGCCGGCACCAACGACAUCACUGUAGAGGUUCCGUCCGUGAUGUGGAACUACCUCCGCUCCAUUUUUGCUGAGCUCUGGACAGGCGGCAUUCAUCCGACGGAUGUCUUCAGAGCCUAUGGAGGCUUGCCCGGAACAGUGGACAACGGGCUUAUCGGAGAGGCAACGGUUGUGCCAUAUGUAGAUGUGCAUGUAGGAUGA
Messenger RNA from Aspergillus japonicus CBS 114.51, 3018 nucleotides. RefSeq lists its product as uncharacterized. The record is from RefSeq and is a predicted model, not a curated record. The transcript has 4 exons. Bases 1 to 3018 code for a protein of 1005 amino acids. Lineage: Eukaryota; Fungi; Ascomycota; Eurotiomycetes; Eurotiales; Aspergillaceae.